AUGCCUAAACAUGGAAUUGUUCCUUACAAAUCUCAAGAUGUAGAAGAGGUCCAACACCUUCUUCGAAAUCUCAACGAUAGCACUGGCAAGGGAAAGAAACAUGGUUUUAGCUGCAAGAAAACUCCCUUUCAAGUUGAUGGGUCUCCAGCAAAGAUCGUCGUCGAAUCUUGGCGUUUUCAAGAUUGGGACUACAAGCGUGAUGAUUUACCAACAUACGCACGAGGUCUUUUUACUGGCAAAAAUGAAAAGGAUCAACCAGAGAUUGCAGUUCGUGGUUAUGAUAAGUUCUUUAACAUGGAAGAGGUCAGUGCUACGAGAUGGAGCAAUAUCCAAGAGAAAACCCAAGGUCCUUAUGAGUUGAGUCUCAAAGAAAACGGAUGUAUUGUCUUUAUUAGUGGACUUCACGAUGGUACUCUAUUGGUUUGUAGCAAGCAUUCCACCGGCCAAGGAAACAAGCCAGAAAUGAGCCACGCAAAAGCUGCCGACAGACGGGUCGACAAACAACUUCAAGCUAUUGGAAGAACUCGAGAGGAUCUCGCGAGAGAGCUGAGGAAGAGAAAUGCUACUGCAGUUGCUGAGCUUUGCGAUGAUGAUUUCGAGGAGCACAUUUUAGCUUAUGGUAAAGAGGAUGCCGGACUUUAUCUUCAUGGUAUCAAUAUCAAUCUUCCAGAGUUCAUGACAUACCCUGGAGAUCAAGUUCAAGCCUUUGCUGCGGAAUGGGGAUUCAAGAAGACUGAUUUCCUGGUUAUGGACGAUAUUAAAGUCGCUAAAUCUUUCCUCGAUGAAGUAGCUGAAACUGGAUCUUACCAAGGACGUGAUAUUGAAGGUUUCGUUAUUCGUUGCAAGGCUCGUACCGGAUCAUCAGAAUCAUACUCGGAUUGGUUCUUCAAAUACAAAUUUGAGGAGCCAUACCUUAUGUAUAGACAAUGGCGUGAAUGUACAAAGGCCUUGAUUGCCAAGAAACCUCCUCGUUUCAAGAAACACGUCAAGAUCACAGAAGAAUACCUUUUGUUUGCACGAAACCGACUUGCCGAGGAUCCCAAUUUAGGAAAAGAGUAUGCACAAAAUCAUGGCAUCAUCAAGCUGAGAGAUGAUUUCCUAAAGGAAAUUAACCUGAAAGGUUCGGAUAUCAUUCGCCAGGAAUAUACUCAACUAGGAGGUUCACCGAAUGAAGUGAGCAAUAAUGUUAUUCUAGUUCCAGUUGCUACAAUUGGUUGUGGAAAGACAACUAUUGCACUUGCUCUUAGCCAUCUUUUUGGUUGGGGACAUAUUCAAAAUGAUAACAUUACAGGCAAGAAUCGCCCACCUCGAUUUACCAAGGAAGUUUUGACCCAGCUCGAAGAGAAAUCUGUUGUCUUUGCCGAUCGAAAUAAUGCUUCAAGGCAUGAGCGAGCACAAAUUAUUGAAGAUGUUCAUCUUACUCAUCCACACGUUCGAUUAGUCGUGUUAAACUUCGUUCAUGAUAAGGGAUCUCUCGAUAAAGUUCGCCAAGUUACUCAGGAUCGAGUACUGACACGAGGUGAUAAUCAUCAAACUCUUCAAGCAGCAACUGAUUUGAAGAAAGUCGUGGGCAUCAUGGAAGGAUUUGUACAACGUUUUGAACCAGUAAAUAUGUUCGCAUCACCCGAUGAUGGAUUUGAUUCUUCCAUCGAGCUGGAUCCUACCAAGGACUCGCGAGAAAACCUUGAGACUGUUAUCGGACAGCUUUCAACACAAUACCCAAAGUUGUUUACCGAUUUACCUACGAGCGAGGACCUUGAUGAAGCCAUUCAACUUGCAAUGAGUGAUUACAAGCCAGAUCUCAGACAUGACCUUAGUCGUGGACCUAAGAACAACAAUAAGAACCAACAGAAAGAAAACAAAAAUAUCGGCAAAAAGAAGAAGCCAUUAGAAUACGUUUCUAUUUCCCUCCCACGAAACGAGAUCAAAGAGGCACUUGAUGAUGCGUUCGGUCGUGUAUCCUCGGAUAAGGCUAAAUUUUACAAAGUACUCGAGAAAUCUCGUCGAGUUCAGCCUGAGUUCCACGUCACCCUCAUACAUCGAGCCAACUCUAAGAACUUUCCCGAGUUAUGGCAAAAAUAUAGUGAUAUGCACGAAGGAGGACAAGUUGCAAGCGAUGCUUCAAAUCCAGGCAAAUUUGGUGAUUGUCAAGUUAUGCUAGAGAGAAUCGUAUGGGAUAAUCGCAUCAUGGCUAUCGUAGCCCGAUUAGUCGAUGAUGGUUGGGAAUGUACUAAUGAAGUAGCACAUAUUACUGUUGGUAUGGGAGGAGAUCAUAUUAAACCUAGAGAAAGUAAUGAUUUGUUAAAACGUUGGCUUGAAGAGGGAAGUGGUGAGGAGAAUAAUAUUGGGGAGAUUGCCAUUGAGGGGAGGAAAAUUGUUAGGGGUGUGGUGAAGGGGGUUGUUUCUAGGUGA
Sclerotinia sclerotiorum 1980 UF-70 is the source of this 2412-nucleotide messenger RNA. RefSeq lists its product as hypothetical. Gene Ontology annotation, molecular function: ATP binding; RNA ligase (ATP) activity; GTP-dependent polyribonucleotide 5'-hydroxyl-kinase activity. Gene Ontology annotation, biological process: tRNA splicing, via endonucleolytic cleavage and ligation. The transcript is spliced from 3 exons. The record is from RefSeq and is a predicted model, not a curated record. NCBI's taxonomy places the organism in Eukaryota, Fungi, Ascomycota, Leotiomycetes, Helotiales, Sclerotiniaceae. Gene Ontology annotation, cellular component: nuclear inner membrane. Bases 1 to 2412 code for a protein of 803 amino acids.